Molecule: messenger RNA, 417 nt
Organism: Cooperia oncophora
Lineage: Eukaryota; Metazoa; Nematoda; Chromadorea; Rhabditida; Trichostrongylidae
Source: the annotation of a GenBank genome assembly
GCGAAUGUAAAAGGAUCAACGAAGAAGAAGCGGACGAAAACGUCAUCUCGAGUAAUAUCCGUUCUCAUAGAUCCACAGAGCAAGAAUGAACUAAUACCACUUGAAAAACGUGCUGCACUGAUUAAAAAUAUUGUUAUAAUGCAUAAGAGUAAAAAGUGGUGGAUCGAUCCAGCAAUUCAAUUUGAUACAUUGGCUUCGCUGUUCGAACACUACCAGACAAAACCUCUACUCGUUGAAAAAGAUUCAAUUUUACUUAAACGUGGUGUUGGGCUGUGCAGAUGGGAGUUUAAACAUGCAAAUGUCCAAGUAGGGAGGUUACUUGGAAAAGGAGCAUAUGGUGAAGUUAGGAAAGGAACUGUUAUACGAAAGAAUGGACAGAUUGUAAAUGUGGCUGUCAAAACAGUAAGUUUCACUUGA